UGUGUCCAUAACUCUGGUUGCGUAUAACCAUGUCGCGUUUGGGUCUUUUCUUACUGCUGUUGGGCUUGGCACUGGUUGCUGCCGAAUUUGACUACGAAGGCUAUCGCAUCUAUGACCUGACACCAGCCGAUGCUGAGCAGGGCGAACUGCUUUAUAAGCUCAGCCAACAGGGCUACGACUUCCUGAGUCUACGUCGGCUGCUGGGGCAUUCGUCGCGUGUUAUUGUGAGUCCGGAACAGUUGGAAAGCUUUGAGAAAUUGCUCUCGGAGCAGAAGUUGAGCCACAGUCUAAUCAAUGAGAAUCUGGGUGCCACCAUUGCCGAGGAGUUUGCCCAGCGACAAGUGCAACGACGUCUGUCGCCCAUCUCGGGCAAGGGUCGCCUCAGCACAGACCGCUAUUAUACACACGAGGAGAUCAACAACUAUAUCAGCGACUUGGCAGCUCGUUAUCCAACCCGCGUGUUCCUCAAGACGGUGGGCUGGUCAUAUGAGAAGCGUGAACUGAAAACUAUUACGAUCACCAAUGGAGAUCGUCGGGCCAACAAGAAGGUCAUCCUCAUGGAUGGGGGCUUCCAUGCGCGUGAAUGGAUUUCUCCAGCAGCUGUGCUGUAUGUCAUUGAGCAGUUGGUAGAGAAGUUCGAUGAGAAUGCGGAACUACUCGAGGACUAUGAUUGGGUCAUUCUACCAGUGGUUAAUCCAGAUGGCUACGAGCACACGCAGACAGGAACCCUUGCUCGCUUGUUCCGCAAGACUCGGCAGCCCUACAUGAUUUUGGACCAGACCUGUUAUGGCGCUGAUCCUAAUCGUAACUUCGACUUUCAUUGGAAUGAGGAGGGAGCCUCAUCGAAUCCCUGCGUGGAUACCUUUGCUGGACCCAACGCUUUCUCUGAACCAGAGGCGGUUGUAGUGCGUGAUCUAAUGCACUCCUAUGCGGAUCGUGGCAUUAUGUAUUUGACCAUUCACUCCUACGGCAAUUACUUGCUCUAUCCAUGGGGCUGGACUUCAGAUUUGCCUGAAACUUGGCAGGAUCUCGACGAUGUGGCUCGCGCUGGCGGCGAUGCCAUAAAGGAGGCAACUGGCACUAAGUACGAAGUGGGCAGCUCCACCAAUGUGCUGUAUAUUGCAGCUGGUGCCAGCGAUGAUUAUGCUUUCUAUGCUGGCUUCAAUAUUUCCAUUACCAUGGAGCUGUCUGGAGGUGGCAUAUCCGGCUUUGAUCCACCUGCUAGCAAAAUUGAUGAGUUCGUGACGGAAACAUGGAUAGGCAUUCGUGCCAUGGCCGAGAAGGUUAUUGAAAAGUAUUAGCCGAAAGCGAAGAAAUUGUAUUUAAAAAGCGCCUUACUAUGCGAUUCUCAUAUCAAAUCAACUAAACUAAAUAUGCAGCCAUCUAUAUAUAAUCAAUCCAAUAAACGUUAUCAAACCUUCUUUAGUUCUUCUAUCCGAAUUGCUCUCUCGAUUUCCUUAUCGCUAGUUUUAUUCGCUUAACUCCUUAACACUUAUGAGAGCUACCAAUAAAUGCGUAUCGAUGUUUUAAU
Drosophila hydei is the source of this 1531-nucleotide messenger RNA. RefSeq names its product carboxypeptidase B. The record is from RefSeq and is a predicted model, not a curated record. Gene Ontology annotation, biological process: proteolysis. Lineage: Eukaryota; Metazoa; Arthropoda; Insecta; Diptera; Drosophilidae. The transcript is spliced from 3 exons. Gene Ontology annotation, molecular function: metallocarboxypeptidase activity; zinc ion binding. Bases 30 to 1301 code for a protein of 423 amino acids.